Cooperia oncophora is the source of this 897-nucleotide messenger RNA. The record is from the annotation of a GenBank genome assembly. Lineage: Eukaryota; Metazoa; Nematoda; Chromadorea; Rhabditida; Trichostrongylidae.
AUGAGUCGAACAUUUCUCUCGGUGGCAACAGCUUCCAUAGCUGUGCUCUUCCUUGUGGCACUAACAUGUAUAGUGCUUCUCUACAUUGACAUGAGCUCCUUCUACGAUGACGUCAUGAACGAUUUGGACGAGUUUAAGGAUACAGCUAACGACGCUUGGAAUCUCAUGAUGAAUUCCUCCGAUGCUCCACUUCAUCUGUCGUCUCAGCAACGUGGGAAACGUCAGGAUUCAAGGCGUUUGCACCGUUGUCGCAAUUCAGGGCGUUUGCACAGUUGUCCCAAUUUGUGUCCACCAGGGCCCGCAGGACCUCCAGGACCACAAGGAGAAGCCGGCUAUGACGGAGAACCGGGAAAGACUGGGCUCCCUGGCAUACCUGGCAAAUUUAGGGAGUACUUACCAUUUAAAGACCUCUGCAUCAAAUGUGAGCAGGGUCCCACCGGACCGCCAGGCCCUCCUGGAGUAGUUGGUGAGCAAGGACUCCAGGGCCCCAUAGGGCUUCCAGGCCUUCCUGGGAAAAAUGGUGAAGUAGGAUUGCCCGGGCCAAGUGGCGACGCUGGAUUGCAGGGACCCCCGGGACCUCCCGGCACACAGGGAGAACCCGGUCUAACUGUGAAUUGUGGAGUAGGUGCACCUGGAAAGCGUGGACCACCUGGACCACCUGGACCUCCUGGAUUACUUGGGUCCCCUGGACAACCAGGGAGCACUGGAUCGCCAGGGAAAGAUGGCCCUCAAGGUCCCACUGGUGAACCGGGAAGGAAAGGCGAAGCUGGUAGAGAUGGAGACGACGGAGAGCCGGGAGAUCCCGGACCACCUGGUCCAGAUGGAGCUUACUGCCCAUGCACGAGUCGAUCGAAUCUGACUCUGGAGGAAAUGGAAUACCUUGGUCUAUUAUCAUGA